Sander lucioperca (pikeperch) is the source of this 1623-nucleotide messenger RNA. Its product is annotated as hepatoma-derived growth factor-related protein 2-like. NCBI's taxonomy places the organism in Eukaryota, Metazoa, Chordata, Actinopteri, Perciformes, Percidae. The coding region runs from base 105 to 1556 and encodes 483 amino acids. The record is from RefSeq and is a predicted model, not a curated record. The transcript is spliced from 4 exons.
CGCCUAGUCUAUUCUACAGCAGCACACAGAGUUCCAGUCCUUUUCCACACAACCCUUUGGAAAGUUUCACAACGCCAGUAUACAAACGAGAAAUCAUCGAGAAAAUGUUUAGAUCCAUUUUUGGACUAAAAUUCUUUGCAAGACCUCGGUCUUCAGGAGAUAUGGACUCUUCGAAGAAGAAGUCCAAACGAAGGAGUGAGAGACCUUCGUCUCCUGAAGACCUCAACCCUCCCACCAUCUUGAGGGAGCACGGACGAAGGGGUGAGAGACCUUCGUCUAGUGGAGGCACCAACCCUUCUACCAUCAUGAAGGAGCGCAGGCAAAAGGGUGAGAGCCCUUUGUCUUGUGCAGAAAACAAGCCCUCUAUCACCAGGCAGCAAGAACGAAGGGAUGUGAGCUCUUUGUUCAGCGUGGGCACCAACCCUUCUACCAUCAUGAAGGAGCACAGGCAAAAGGGUGAGAGCCCUUUGUCUUGUGCAGAAAACAAGCCCUCUACCACCAGGCAGCAAGAACGAAAGGAUGUGAGCUCUUUGUUCUACGUAGGCACCAACAUGAAGGAGCACAAGCGAAAGGAUGUGAGCUCUUUGUUCUACGUAGGCACCAACAGGAAGGAGCACAGGCGAAAGGGUGAGAGCCCUUUGUCUUGUGCAGAAAACAAGCCCUCUACCACCAGGCAGCAAAUACGAAGGGGUGAGAGCCCUUCCUCUUCAUCCUCUGAAGACAAGCAGCCUUCUACUCCAAGGCGGAAGCAAGCAUGGAGAGGUGAGAGCCCUCCGUCUUCAUCUUCUGAAGACGACCAGCCUUCUUCCACCAGACAGCGAGUACGAAGGUUUGAGAGCCCUCCGUCUUCAUCCUCUGAAGACAAGCAGCCUUCUACUCCAAGGCGGCAGCAAGAAAGAAGGGCUGAGAGCCCUUUAUCUAUCAAUCUGAGUGUGAGAAAGGAGAGGAAGAUCAUUGAAAGAGAAAAGCAGCGUUUGGAGAAGGAUGGUUUAAAAAGAGAAAGAGAGAGAUGUGAAAAGAUGAAGAGAAAGAACCAGGAGAAGGAGACGAAAACGUUUGGUCUGCUUUCAAGAAUAUACAUUUGGAGGCUCAAUCGCAAGAUAGAUCGCCUUGCCAGGAAAAUCCAAUCAACCCAUGUGGAUGAGUGCUACCUCCUGCGUCAUGGUCCCCUCAUAAAUCCAAAGGAAAUGGCAGAAAAAGAACAGCUGCUUGACCAAAGGAGGGACCUGAUCUUGUACAAACGCAGACAAGAAUUUAAGGUGGAGAAGGAAGUGAGGAAGCAAAGACUGAAGGUAGAGAGGAAGGAAAUAGAUGUGAAGAAGAUGGAGAAUAUCUCUGAGUUAUGCUGCAACUCAGAUAGCCCAGAUAUGUUAAAUCUUGGCUACGGGCCAAUGCCAGUCAGGUCACCCAAACUCAGAUUUGUUAACAUAUAUCAUUUAAGAGAAUAUGAGAGCAAUCAAAAAAAUGGCAUCAAACAGAGAGAGGUAAUUGAGGGAGACGGCAAACAUUUCAGAUUUGACAAAACUGAAGUAAAGAGGCGGCAGGCCUGGGUUUGACUCCGACCUGCAGCCCUUUGCUGCAUGUCAUUCCCCCUCUCUCUCCCCUUUCAUGUCUUCAGCUGUC